Molecule: messenger RNA, 777 nt
Organism: Pyricularia grisea
Lineage: Eukaryota; Fungi; Ascomycota; Sordariomycetes; Magnaporthales; Pyriculariaceae
Exons: 2
Coding region: 1-777 (258 amino acids)
Biological process (GO): polyketide metabolic process
Source: RefSeq, a predicted model, not a curated record
AUGGAGUCUCUGUUUCGAGAAUACAUACAAUCGAUCAAUAGUCAUGAGCCAGAGGAUCGCCUCGCCAAGUUCAUCACCAACAGCAACGUCGAACCUCGGUCACUGAUAAGCUUGCCGGCGGGCUUUGAGGAGCUCGAAAGAGCCAGCGAUGUGAAUCUUGUCAUUCUCCACAUCCUUACCGGGGAGGCUUCGGAAAGCCUUGGGGCCAUCCUAGCCGUACGAGUCACUUCGAAGAAUAACUCUUCGUCCUCACCCAAAGGAGCAAUUGUAUUCCGAAGACAUGUCUUUUGCAGGUUCCAAAAUGCCACAAUCUUCAGCAUCGAUAUCAUAGACGACGUCGACGCUUUGCGCAACAAAGAAUCCCAGACGGUCCGGAUCCCUACUUGGACUGCUCGGCCAGCCGCGACGGGCUUCCUCCUCCGCGACGCCUAUUGGUCAUAUUUCGAAUGCGUCUCCAGCCGGACUAUGGACAAGGACUUGGUCAAAUUCACUCACGACCAAAUAAUCUUCAAUGGCCAUCAACUUUCGAGGGAGCAGUACAGGGGAGCCAUGGAAGAAUGUCAUGAUGUGAUGGCGGAUUUCAACGAGGACAAGCAGCAGCUCAUGGCCAGGGUGACCUUCGAGUGGACCCCGAUCAAGACAUGGAACGGUAUCGAGCCUACGGGGAAAAGGGUCAAGUUCUCAGAGCAUGUUUUUGUGUGGUUUGACGAGGGAAGAAUGCACACAAGCGUUACAUUGUUAGAUAUGGAGUCGUUCAAAUCGCAGAUGCGAAAAUAA